This is a messenger RNA of Brassica oleracea var. oleracea, 1432 nucleotides long. RefSeq names its product putative F-box/kelch-repeat protein At4g35120. The record is from RefSeq and is a predicted model, not a curated record. The transcript has a single exon. The coding region runs from base 34 to 1272 and encodes 412 amino acids. Lineage: Eukaryota; Viridiplantae; Streptophyta; Magnoliopsida; Brassicales; Brassicaceae. Gene Ontology annotation, molecular function: protein binding.
AAAAAAAACCUAAGUAGCCGACCGACGACUAGAAUGAGGUAUUAUUCUACAGCUCCUUCUUCUUCGUGCCGUGAGCCAUCAUCGUCUCCAUCGUUCUCAUCGCUUCCAGAUGAAAUCGCUGCGAAUUGUUUAGGCCGCGUCUCGAAAUCUCAAUACCGUUCAAUCAGCUCAGUCUCCAAGGGGUUCUACUCUCUCCUCUCUUCUCCGGAGAUAUACGCAGCUCGAUCUCAAAUCGGAGCCACAGAGCCUCGCCUCUAUUUGUGUUGUGAAAGCUUAAGGACGGCCACCCGUUGUUACAGCUGGUACAAUCUCAUGAGUCUCGAUGAUGAUGAUGAUGAUGAUAUGAUCAAAAAAGGAGACGCCUUUAUCAGCGUAGAGGGGGCUGAAAUUGAAAUGAAGACUGAAUUGAGGUUAGUACCUGUUAAAGACUCUUCCUUUCAAUUACGUGCUCGAUCAAAAGAGGCAAAUUUAGCUGUUGGUUCCGAGAUCUACCAAAUCGGCGGAAUCAACAAGCAGGGCAAGCGAUCUCGAUCCGUCUGUGUGCUUGAUUGUCGGAGUCACACUCAACGUCGUGCUCCUAGGAUGAGGGUUGCAAGAGAAUGCGCCAAAGCUUGUCUUUUAGACGGGAGUAUAUAUGUUAUGGGAGGAACCAGAAAGUGUGAGAGUUGGGGUGAAGUUUUCGACUUAAAGUCUCAGACUUGGAAGAAAGAGCUACUUCCUAGCCCUACCGGUGAUGGGUUUGAUUGUAAAUUCCAACUCCUUGUCCUUGGGGCAAAGAUAUACGUUAUCACCGAGCAUAACAACAAGUAUGCUUAUGAUCCUAAACAAGGAAGAUGGUUGCUGCUAGAGAUGGGUUUUACGGGUCUAGAAUGGAUACUAGAAACAUGUGGGGUUUGGUGCGUUCUAGAUAAUCUAGUGUUUAAGGAGUUCAGCGAUGACUUGUGGUGGUAUGACGUGACCUGUGAAAAGUGGGUAAUUGUUGAGGGUUUGGAAGCUCUGUGCGAUACCAAGUUUUGUUGUUGUUACCGUAUGAUUCAAUUAGUUAACUAUGGUGGGAAACUGGUGAUUGUAUGGCUAGUGACACCUCAACCUGUAUUAAGGAGGAAUAAGCCGCCUGUCGUUCCAGAAGAGAAAACUUGCUUUGCCCUGAUUAGGUUGGAGAAGCGUCUGACUUCUUCUGGACUCGCUAUUUCGGGAGAGAUUGAACGCUUGAGCUUCUCUCUUGUUCACGGCUCAUAUAAUCCCUUGACAUGCCUAUCCGUCUUGCUUUGAUUAUUAUAUCAAAAUUCCUCUCUUGCGUGAAAUUUAUUUAUCUUUAUUUCACUUUGUUUUGUAAUCUUUUUUUUUUUUUUUUAAUUUAUGUUGUAUGCUUAGUUCAUCUUUGUGUGCACGCUUGAUAACUUCAAAUCUAUAUGAAUAAACUUUUCGAGUU